This is a messenger RNA of Parasteatoda tepidariorum (common house spider), 2542 nucleotides long. Its product is annotated as apoptosis regulator R11. Gene Ontology annotation, biological process: extrinsic apoptotic signaling pathway in absence of ligand; release of cytochrome c from mitochondria; regulation of apoptotic process. The record is from RefSeq and is a predicted model, not a curated record. Gene Ontology annotation, cellular component: mitochondrial outer membrane. Gene Ontology annotation, molecular function: BH domain binding. NCBI's taxonomy places the organism in Eukaryota, Metazoa, Arthropoda, Arachnida, Araneae, Theridiidae.
UUCAUUUUCGAAAGUCGUUUUCCUAAUGUGAGUUGAAUUUGGCAACGAGAGCUCAUGCAUUCUCGGAAUGCUUUGAAUUCUUUUGUGUUGUUAAUACUCUCCUUGUGGUAGUGUUUGUGUGAAAAUUUAAUGACAAGUUAAAGAAUUUAAUUUAAUAAAACGAGCAGAUAGUGCUUAUUAUCUUAGUUUUGCUUUGAAAAUGCCCCCAAAUUCGUUUAAUAGGCCGCCAGCUGUUCGAGCUAUCAGUGAAUCUGAAAUAUUCAGUAAACGUAGUGCAAUAAGGACAGACUACAUUCUUCAAAAUUUAUACAAACAUUUGAUAAAGGAUGUGUGCUGUUUUGAAGCUAUAUGUCCUGCUAAUAAAAACGAAGAAGAAUUGUUCACUGAACUGAAGAAAAUUUUGGAUGAUUUUAAAUUUCGCAAUGGUUCAAAAAUCGAUAUACUUUGUUCCCAACUUGUCAUUUCAAUGGACACGUUAGGUUCAGCGCUAUAUGGGGUUUCCAACGAAUUAUUUGUGGAAGGUUAUACUUGGAGUAGAAUUAUUGCAUUCUUUGUUUUUGUCUCAAUACUAACUGUUCAAUGCGUUGAAAAUAAUCUUUCAGAAAAUGUGGUGGAUGUAAUGUAUGAGAAUUUCUGUCGAUUAGUUAAAGAAAAUUUAAAGCCUUGGAUAGAUGACCAUGGUGGUUGGGAAGGUUUCUUAAGUUUGAAAGAUGAUAGACCUGUUGGCUGGGCCAAUAACAUUUGGCGAAAUACAUAUGCUGCAGUCACAAAUUUAGUGCACCUCGCUAAUUUCCCUGCUUAAUUGUGAUAUGAACUGAAAUUAUCAUUUCUUCAAAUAAAUACUAGCAUCACUGAUGUGUAAUUAUUUCUUUAAAAGAUUCAUUAAAUAAGUACAGAUGUACAUUUUUGUUGCAACCUGGAAUUGUGUAGAUAUUCAAAUUUGUUUUAUGAGAAAGAAUUGAAGCUUUUCUACUAAUUAUAUUUUUCUGAAGCUCAUAUGUUUUUUCUUUUAUAAAAUUAUUUCAAAACAAUGGUUAAAAAAUUGUUUUGUCGCCUAGUGUAAAAAAGUAUUGUUUUCAUUCACUUAUUAUCAUAACCUAAAGUAAGAGUGUGUGCUGUUUGUUUUUUGAAAACUAAAAUAAUUUAGUUGUAAUCUUAUUCUUGAGGAGAAAGUAUAAACUAUUAAUUUAAAAUUGGCAAUUAAUGUAACAAAAUUGAUAAUAGCUUCGUAUUAAAGUUUUUUUUUAUUACUUUUAUGUAGUCAAAUUAUAAAAUAAAAUUUUUUCUAUUACUUUAGUCUAAAGUUUGAAUAUGUAGUUUAUUGAUAAAAUAAUAUUGAUUGUAUUAUUUUGUUUGAGGAUAUAUGAACCGCAAAUUUUUAAGUUUUAAUAUCUUUAUUUAAUAAUAUGGUUCAUAGGUGUGGAUGACCUUUUUAUGCAAUGUAUGAGAAUUGUCAAAUUAUUUAUGUAGAAGUUUUUUUCAUAUUGCUACAGUCAGUUUGAGUAUGUAGUUCGAUUAAAAAAUGAAAUUGUCUUUUAUGAAAAUAUAAGUCAAAUCAAGUGAUAUCAUCGAUCUGUUUUUUUCCCUUCUAAUUAUGCCAUAGUAAUAAUUAAUUUCUUUUGUAUUGUAGAAUUUUCUUUGGUUAUUUUAGGUUGUCAAAUUACUUCAAAUAUUUUAUUUUGCAUUAUUAUAAUCCGACAUGUGUUUUCUUUGAGUUUACUUGUUUCUAGUUUAAUAUUUCUUUUAAAAAGCCACGUUUUUAGUUUUUCUGUCAUAAACUGUUUUGUUUUUAGUUUUGUUUCUGAUAACAUCAAAAUAUAAUUCAAACAUUGCAUUUAAUAUUACUUGAUAAAGACAGAUUUACAAGGAGCUUAAUAUUGUAGUUAAAUGUAGUUAUUUUUAUAUUAUACUAUUAAGAGUAACUUUCCACUGUUAAACAUUAGUAAUUUCAGUAAUAAUGCAAAUUUUGUGUCAUAUUGUAAAUGUUCUAAUCACAUCUAUGCCAUAGAUAUCUGCCUUUAUUGUAAAUUGCUGUAUAAUAUGUGACAUAUUUCUAUUUAGCUGGUUUUAGAAUUUAAAUGUCAUUCUAUUAAAUACAUUUACUGUGAUAAAAUAAUUUAAAAUCUAUAUAUGUAAAGGAUAAGUCAAAUGCACACUAAUUGUAUAUAUUAAGAAACAUGUUAUUACAUUGCUUAUUCACAAUACUUAAAAUUUUAAAAAGCAUUUAAUAAGAGCAAUUUUAUAUUUAAUAUAACAGGUUCCUUUUUGAAAAAAAAAAUUUUUUUUUUUAUAUAUAUGUAAAGCCAUGUUUCAGUUAUAAGUAAAGCUCGUGCCUUGAAUAGAUUUUUUUGAUAAGCCUAACAUUUUUCUUUAAAGCAUCCUAUGUUAGUUAAUUUAAAUUUUCUUCAGUAAUUAUAUUUCCUUUAUACUUAUGUGGCUGUGUAAAAAUGUUAAGUCUCUUGUAAUGGACAAAUUUAUGGGAAUCCAUAAGCUCUUCUUGCAAAUGUUUAACAUGUAUCAAUAAAGACUAUUUUUUCUAUAA